AUGGCUUGUUUUAUCGUACCAACUACAUAUCAUCGGCAGUUUCCUGUUAACCCCAUUUUACGGAGACGCUUCCAUCCGUAUCAAAUACCAGGACAGGCUCUUGCCAACGCCAUGUUAGAGGACAUCGUCAAACUUAACGCCAGCUGCGAUAACUGUCUCUGUCAAUAUGGAUCACCAAGACUGGCGAAACGAAAGCAUCUCGCCAAACGCACAUUGACCAAACAGACUGAGAAAGAUGGAAAGAAGGAACUUUAUAGUGAACCUGUAACUGAACUCGAUAAUUUGGAACAGAGUCUCAUCGAGCCAAGUAACUUCAAGUUGGCUGUAGAGGUUGGAAAUGUCAGUCCCGAUGACCUGAAUGCUAAACUUUCAGACGGCGUUCUCACAGUGACUGGUAAAUCAAUGGAGGCCGACAUAGACGGUAAUGUGAAAAGCAUGUAUUCCUUCACCCGUGAGUUUACGCUUCCGGAAGACGUUGACGUCGACUCUCUGACGUCGAAACUGACAGCAGACGGUGUGCUGACGUUCGAGGCUCCAUUUCUGACAUUGGGAGGACCAACAGAAAGAUAUUUGCCUAUUACAGUUGACAAAACUGACGUGGCAAAGGAACCGGCAUCGAACAAACUGAAUGAAGAAACCAAGCCAGAAACUGAAUUGUCGCAAUUACAAGAAUCUCUGACACAUGAAGAGAAACAUAAUGUCGCCGACGCGGAGCAUUAGAAAUGAGCCUCUAUGUUCGAAAAAUCACAUUUAUAGAUAGAUCUAUACAAACACAAGCAACUAUUUAUCUAUAGAAUCUACUGUAGGGACUGUGAUUCAUCGCACAUCGUUUUUAAAUUUGUUAUGAAAUUGUUUAUUUGAAUGUCAACGUUGUUUUUUUGAGAAAUAUUUCUGUUUUGAGAAACUAAUAUCAUACGUUUUUUAACAAAUGUAUUCUAUUAUCCAAUGUUUUACAUUGUUUGAAUGCAUUUAAUGAUAAUUAUAAUAAUGAUAAUCUUUCUUGCAUAAUCGUAUCCUUAUUUGGCUAUUGACUCAAAAAAAAAAAUUGCAAUAAAGAUGAAAAACUGAGGAAGUAACAAAAUGGAAGCGCUAAAAUUGGAAAGAAUAAAAAAAAGCAAUAGUUUAUUUAUUUAGGGGCAGCUGGUAGUUUUUUGAAAUUAUUUUCUCUUGUACUGAAACAAUUAUUGAUGUAGCUUGGUAUUUUUUUGUAUUUUUUGGCUGUUAUUGCUUGUUAGCAUUGUAAUCAAUUUAUUGGUAUUUGUGUUGUUGCAAUGUAUUCAAUUUAUUUCCUUCAACAUUUCACUUCUCUCAUUUUCACACAACUUGCAUUCAAGUAAGAAGUGCAUUUUGUCUUUAAGAUCAUUUUGGUCACAAGCAGUACACUUAUACCACUGCAAGGAUUUUUUUAUGUAAUAGAUAAUGUAAUAAUAAUGUGUUAUAUUUAUUUAUUGAA
Saccoglossus kowalevskii is the source of this 1453-nucleotide messenger RNA. RefSeq lists its product as uncharacterized. Gene Ontology annotation, cellular component: nucleus; cytoplasm. NCBI's taxonomy places the organism in Eukaryota, Metazoa, Hemichordata, Enteropneusta, Harrimaniidae. Gene Ontology annotation, biological process: protein refolding; response to heat. The record is from RefSeq and is a predicted model, not a curated record.